AUGAGCUACACGUGAGCUACACCCCCUUCUGAUUUUCAAUUGAAUGGAAAAGUUUCAGAGAUGCCGACUUGGAAAGAUUAUACGAGGAAUGGGAGCAAAAUGACGACGAACUGUCUGAAGAAGAAGAUUCGCCCGCACAGAAAAGGCCGAAAAAAUAUUUGGAUUCACUGAGAGCUGAAGUAUUCUAUUUUUGGCUUUUCGGUUUUCAAAGUUUUUAUGCUUUAGGCGAAAAAUCCCGAAGACUUAUUGUCAAUGACGAAAAAAGGACAAACGCUGAUGAUGUUUGUGGGCGUUAGGGAUACUUCACAACCAAAAAGAACGGACAUUCGAUCAUUCACGGAAAAAUGGACGGCUCUUUGGCAAUCUCAACUCUACAACAAUCAUAUCGACGUGCAGGUUGUGUGCACUUUUUUUUUUUAAAAUUAUCACUGUAUUAAUAACGAAAAUCCUUUUGUGUCUAUUUUUUUUCUCUAUAAUUUUUUGCUGUCUCUGAACUCGAAUCUCUAACAAAAUAGACUAAAGAACUCAAAAACAGUAAAAAAUGAAUUUGGUAAAGGGUUCGCAAUAAAUUUGAAGAGACAUAUUUCAGGUUUUUGUGAUUGACGACAAUCGCGCCAUCUUCAUGUUUAAAGACGGUUCUCAGGCGUUCCAGGCUAAAAAAUUUUUGCUGGAGCAGCAGUAUGUUUCCGAGGUUGCGUUGUUUUCUGUUUGUGAAGCGAUAGAAAAACUUCUAAUUCAGAUUACUCUGGAAGGACAGCAGUUUUUUGGACCGGCGGCAGAAAUUCUAAGGAAAGACGAUUUGUAA
This is a messenger RNA of Caenorhabditis auriculariae, 805 nucleotides long. The record is from the annotation of a GenBank genome assembly. NCBI's taxonomy places the organism in Eukaryota, Metazoa, Nematoda, Chromadorea, Rhabditida, Rhabditidae.